GCUUGGUCUCGGGAUGAGUGAGAUGGGCGGCUCGGGGACUUAAUCCGAAAGAGUCCCGCUCAAGCCGGCUCCACGUGAGACCGAGAGGCUGAUGUAGAGAAAGACGGGGCUUGGGAGAGAAUGACAGAAAGAAGAGAGCAGGGGACAAGGGGGACAAGGGAGGAGAAGAGGGGGAGGGGGACGCGAAGAGUCCGGGGCCCCAGGGGCCCCAGGAAAGUCCCGAUGGUCGGUAUAAAAGGGGCUGCCCCCGUCUACCUUCCAAACGGCUCCCACCUGCACCGCCGCUCCCAGCUCAGUCCCGCCAGUCACCGCUGCGCUCCCAUCAUGGGCCCACGCCGCGACGCUAGCCUCCAACAUAUCUUCCUCCUUGCCACACUUAUUGGCCUCAGCCAAGUCGACUGGGCCAAGAGUCUGCCUGUAACUCAGCCUGAACCCAACAUGCACCCUUGUCUCAGAGGCUCCAAGAACCUGUUGGAGGCUGUAAGCAACACUCUUCAAAAGGCAAGACAAAAGCUUGAACUUUACUCUUGUUCUUCGGAAGAAAUCGAUCAUGAAGACAUCACCGAGGUCAGAACCAGCACAUUGAGGGCCUGCUUACCCCCAGAACUAGCCAAGAAUGAAAGUUGCCUGGUUUCCAGAGAGACACUUAAGGAAUUGUGCCUUAGAAGCAUCUAUGAGGACCUGGAGACAUAUAAGGCUGAAUUUAAUUCGAUCAAGGAAACUCUUGCAAAGGACCCCACAAGGCAGAUUUCUCUGGACCAAAAUAUGUUGGCUUCUGUUGAUGAGAUGAUGCAGGCCCUGAAUUUCAACAGUGAAAAUGUGCCACUGACCUCUUCACCCAAAGAACCUGACUUUUACAAGACUAAAGUCCAGCUCUGCAUCCUCCUUCAUGCUUUUAGAAUCCGGGCUGUGACCAUUGAUAGAAUGAUGAACUACUUGGCUCAUCACCCAAUGGCUUCAUGAUCUUUGAGUUAAGAGUAAAGCUUAAAUACUGAAAACCAUCACCAUCAUUGAAAUUCCAAAGGAAUUUCCAUGAGAUAUUUACCAAUAGCAGUUUUUACUGGGAAUGGGGUUGGGAAAGGAGGGAAGGGGUGGGAUUGUCUGGGUUCUAUUUCAUCUUGCUUAAGUUAUUCUAUUUAUAUUGCCUUUGUUUACAUUCUGCAUUGCCCAGUCCAUGAAGAAUAUGGUUGUUCUCAAUAUGAAUUAUUAAGUCAAUCAGUGUACUUCACUAAGCUUACAAUAGAUGGAAUAUCUUGGUUUUUGUGACCAGAAUUACCAAUGACUGUGAAUGUUCUGACUAAACAUCUUCCUUUCUCUUACUUCGAUAGAAAAAACAAGUAUUUAUAAGCUAUUUCUGUAUGUAAAUGCUGUCUGAAACGUGGAACACUUGAAUGUAUUCAGAAAUAUUUAUUCAGAAAUAUUUAUUUAGAAAUAUUUAUUUAUGCCUUUUUAAGUUGUG
This is a messenger RNA of Dromiciops gliroides (monito del monte), 1459 nucleotides long. RefSeq names its product interleukin 12A (gene IL12A). Gene Ontology annotation, biological process: immune response. Gene Ontology annotation, molecular function: interleukin-12 receptor binding; growth factor activity. The coding region runs from base 121 to 963 and encodes 280 amino acids. The transcript is spliced from 6 exons. The record is from RefSeq and is a predicted model, not a curated record. Gene Ontology annotation, cellular component: extracellular region. NCBI's taxonomy places the organism in Eukaryota, Metazoa, Chordata, Mammalia, Microbiotheria, Microbiotheriidae.